Messenger RNA from Boeremia exigua, 1141 nucleotides. RefSeq lists its product as uncharacterized. NCBI's taxonomy places the organism in Eukaryota, Fungi, Ascomycota, Dothideomycetes, Pleosporales, Didymellaceae. The record is from RefSeq and is a predicted model, not a curated record. The coding region runs from base 140 to 1069 and encodes 309 amino acids. The transcript has a single exon.
CUCAUCUAUCGCCUCAAUAUAUACGGUACCCUUUACCUUCAACGUUGAAAAAACCACCCCUUCCCCGUGUUAAGGUACAGCGUCUCCUCCGCAUACUUUGUUCUCAAAGCACAAUGGCCCCUAGCGCGAAAGCUGGAUCAUGAGGAGCGUCAACAGAACAAGGAGACACUGCAUGCAGGAGCUUGAAGCCAAGAUGCAGAUUCUCCAAGAAACCGUCAACACACACGACAGAGAGCCUACCUCACGUCUCGACAACAGAAUUGAUGACAUCGAACGAACCUUGAGGCGUCAACGCAGCAGGAAUUCCGACCUUCAAGGAAACAUCGACAUGUUCACAGACGCGAUAGCAGUUAUCGACAGCCAGUUUGAGGGCAUUGAGCGAACCUCGAGGCACCACAAUCAACAACGUGAUCAGGAAAUACAAGAGCUUCAAGGUCGGAUACGAGAGCUUCAAACGAGGGUCGAUACGGCGAACAUGCAGAGUAGGCCCAAUAAUCCACUCAGCAGGCGACCAACACAGUCGGUGACACUCUCCGAAUCCCCUACUAGUCCAUCAUCCGGUCGUUCGGUGGCAUCUGUCGCAAGUAGUGAAGCGACCGGAAGGCGUCCCACACCGACAUCUGGAGACUCCUGGCUAACGACGCCGCUCAGUCCAAACUCGCGACGUACGAGGCACCCAUCAUGCGUGCCAGCAACCAACCGAUUCGUCUCUCGUGGCAGACGCCCACAGUCGCUCAGUGGAAUGGUGCGGCUGUCCAGUCCCCUCCCCUACGAUGCGCCGCCACGCUCAAGCUUGUUCCUUACACCGCUCGAGACGGAGAAUUUGGAGCACGAGCCCGUUCCACGUGGCCGUCGUUUUUCAACCGGCCACCGGAGCUCGGAUCGUGAACCGCGGCCCUGGAGACAGCCAGCGAAGCGAACACCCACUGGACGUGUCCGCAAGCUAGACAAGCCGGGCUCGCGCACGGUCUGGAAGAAUAACGUUUUGGUGGCGGCUGGUGCUGUCGCCUUGUUUCUCGCUGCAGGUGGCUAUCGAGCAGUCGGUCGUUCUGAUUCCUCGAACGUUUAAACGCGUAUCGUUGAUGCUCCCCUUCACCAUACGAUCGAAAUCAGUCGAGUGACUCCGGCACGAAGCGGUGUC